CUUGAUGUCGGGCAGCUAGAGCUCAUUGGCACGAGUACCUGCUUCGGAUACCUCCCGCAGUUUGCUCGCGAACAUCGGGGUGUGAUCACGCAUCUGCAGGUGUUUGAGUGUGUUGUGUAUUUGCACUCUCUUUGGGUAUCGUGCGAGGGUGAAAGGUGCCUCGCGCACAAAUCAAAGGAUCACACCACGCGGGAGCUAAGAAGGAGGAUCACGACAGAUCCUGUUCUAGGUGCCCUAUGGCGAUGAUUGAAAGGAACGAAAUGCCGUCAUCCAAGUAUGGUGUACCACGGCGUUUUAACUGCUCUUGCUGCCCCUAUGGGUACCACAUUGAUCUGGAUUUUGUCAAAUAUUGCGAAUCUCUGGGGAAGGUAGCCCCAAUUACAAGAAGGGCACGCUCAGCACGUCGACAACGGCAUUCCAUGGACAUUAUGAUGGGUUUUACACCACCACCAAUUCCGCCAGAACGUAAAGAUUCCAAAGGAAAGGAGUUUGAGGCAAUCUGUGCAACUGAUGCACUAGCAGAUGCCGUUUGCAAGUUUGAGUUAACCCUUUUGAGUACAGCUGGACCAGCAGCAGCUACCCAAUCAAUUGAUGGAGAACAUGAAGAACGUGAAGAACGAGAGAUUGGUGGUGGUGCACUGGAGUAUGCACGACAACAAAUGGCACAACAUUUGAGUAAAAUAAGAAGUUUGGAGGAGCAACUGAAAGUCAUUCCGGCUCUUCAGUUGCAAGUUGAAAUGUUAACUGAGGAAAAGAGACGUCUCGAAAGGGCAGCACGACGUUCACCAGCACCUACAACUGUUCACGUUGCAGCCAUACCACGAUUAUCGUGCUCACGUGAUGUUGGCAGUCAAUGCGUACCGAAACGUACAAAUUCCCAUACGCAACAUCAUCUAGUAACUGCAGAUGCUACCACGGCAACAGAAGUUGCUACUGUGGCUACAGUUCAGGUACAAUCAUCACCUGAUGUGAAGUCUAGACUUACACAAACAUCAGAGAAAACUACGUCAACACAAGCAACAAACACCGAAGUUUUCAUAUCAAAAUGUCGUGAUGCAUGGACACUUACGGAAAUUGUCGAGCAACCACGGCGAGAGCCUUCACCCCCCGUGAGAGUUCUCAAAAUGACUAAAUCAUCUCAAACGGAAAAGACACGCAUGGCUGAACGGCAGCAACAGACGGAAAUACGACAACAACAUCGACUUCUUCAAGUGAAUAUACGACCACUAACGGCAGAUGCGCGAAUGCAGACAGAAAACACAAAUUCUACUGCCAGCGUAGGCUCACAGGUUGAACCUGAAGGUGCUAAUAUUGGUACACAGACUGAUGUGAAAGAAACUCACAUGAACAGUACGCAAACAGAACAAGAACAAGAAGAAGAAGAAAUCCCAAUUUCUACCACCCACACUGAACUACUCGAAUGUGAAGAGAGUGAAGAAGAUGAAGAAUCUUCAGAUGAAUCUAUGAAAUCACCCCUAUCUGCCAUUAAUGAAGAUACCGAAGAGAGGGAAACCUAUACUAGUGCUACAACAAAGGACUCCGAAGAAGACAUUGAAGAACCAGCAAAGAUUAUGUCACCUUCACGUGAAAUGCUUGGUGCUCUUGCUUGUAUUGCCGAUGCUCUAGCACGAAAUGUAGACGUUCAAACAAUCCCACAUGCCAAUGCAACGGCACGUCGUGAAUGGUUUAGUGUAGCCAGUACUGAGGGUGCCACUGCUGCAUCUGUUCGUGCAUACCUUUCUGCAUUUUCCGCUCAUUCACCUGAUGUUGUAACAUACAUGGCACGCCUUGCAGAUGCAAAUGGCAAUACAGCCCUACACUACGCUAUAUCUCAUGGGAAUUUUGCAGUUGUUGGUGCUCUUCUCGAUUGUGGGGCAUGUGACGUUGAUCGGUGCAAUAAUGCUGGCUAUACGGCAAUUAUGCUUGUAUCACUGGUGGCGCUACAUUCAGUUGAGAGUCGUCGUGUUGUUGAGCGUCUCUUUCGUGUUGCAGAUGUUAAUUUGCGUGCACGGAAACACGGACAAACAGCCCUCAUGCUGGCGGUAAGCCAUGGGAAUGCAAAUAUGGUUUCUAUGCUCCUUGCUGCUGGUGCAGAUGUUAAUGCCCAAGAUGAAGAUGGCAGUACUGCACUGAUGUGUGCUGUUGAGCAUGGAAAAAUGGAUAUUGUGAAGCUUCUACUAGCUCAUCCAUCUUGCGAUUCAUCCAUUCAAGAUAUGGAUGGCAGUACAGCUUUAAAAAUUUCCCUCGAUGCAGGUUUUCACGAUAUUGGAAUCCUUCUUUAUGCACAUGGACGUGCUUCAAGGCACAGAAAUGGUGCAGCCUAAGCCACAAGCCUGCCUUAUCCAACAACAUCAAUGAGAGCAUCUGAUUGUUUAUCAACAACCCCUUAUUAAGAAAUACACGUUAUAACAGCAUUCACAACAAA
Molecule: messenger RNA, 2425 nt
Organism: Lutzomyia longipalpis
Lineage: Eukaryota; Metazoa; Arthropoda; Insecta; Diptera; Psychodidae
Gene: Kank
Product: KN motif and ankyrin repeat domain-containing protein 2
Exons: 6
Coding region: 237-2324 (695 amino acids)
Biological process (GO): negative regulation of actin filament polymerization
Cellular component (GO): cytoskeleton; cytoplasm
Molecular function (GO): protein binding
Source: RefSeq, a predicted model, not a curated record